UAUAAUAUAUAUAAUUUUUUUUUUAAUAAUAAAUUUUCGGGAAAAAAAAGCAACUUGUCAACCCGUUCGAAAAUAUUCGGGCUAGGUUAUGACCAUAACCCGUGUUAGGUACAGUUCGAGAUGGUCCAACUCAACCGGAUUCGGGUUGAGAUUGGGUUGAACCAAUCCAACUUGCAGCCUAAGUUGAAGUAGCAAGAAAGAUUGUGUAAGACAUGAAUUGGACAAAUCAGCUGCUUGCAAAUAAGUGUAACAGUAUAAGGUUUUUUCGUUUUUAUAUUUCAGUUCCUUAAAGAUUAAAGUAUAGCCGCUUUCUCAUUCCCAUGUCUCUAUGGUUUUACUUCUGAAAUGAUUGCUUUAAUUCAAUGUGAAGGGAAUUCAAUGGGCUAAAAGUGUUCAUUCCUUUUAUAAGUGUAUUUUUUAUUUAAUUUUUUAUAUAAAGUUCGGUAGUUUGGAAAAAGGUGGUGUUGAGUUGAGUUGUAUGUAUUUAAAGUUUGGCAAAUUGAACCGACUCUUUAUAGCAUAAAUACAACUUUCUUCUUUUUCUUCUUCUUCUUCUUCUUUUUAUUAUUAUUAUUAUUAUUAUUAUUAUUAUUAUUAUUAUUAAAGUAACUAAUUACAACCAUUCCUAUUGAUGUUAUUUGGACAUCAAUUUACUGUAACAAUGGUAUGUAUAUAUCAAUCCUAUUGAUUUUAAAUCGUGAUAGGGGUCUUGACCUGGAUAUCAUUAACCUUCUUCUUUGCUAUCGAGUUACCAAAAUCAGAACCAAUGAAAUGUAUUUUCACUUCUUUCCCAUUAAGAGGCGAUCUAUCUGUACGGACAAGCUCUCGUUUGAAAAGGGUUGGAGGCAAAACCUAAUUCGGGUCAGUGGAAAUUGGGAACUCCACUUGCUUAGACCUUCCUUAUCCCGAUCGCUUUGGAGAGUGUUCUGUCCUUCAAUAUAAGAAAUUUAAGAAUCAUCCUACCGAAUGCCACUGUGAAUCCCGCCUUCCUCGUUUCUGUACUUUUCUUUGUAAUUGCCUUCGAAUAGAUCAUGACGAAUUGAUUUACAGUGUUUUUAGGGCCAGGCUUGACAUUCUGAAGGAGAGAGUUCUGAAUAACAUCCCCUCAGCCACUGACCUGCUCACCUUUAACAACUUCUCUGACAUAUACGCCCUUGGAUCCACAAUGGAGAAUAUCCAAAUUCCUUCUUUCAGCAGGAGGAGGCGUUCUACCCCCAUUCCUUCAACUGCACCAACCAUUAUUGUGGCCUCCUCACCCGUCUUGGUUAUGGCCCACUACCGAGCAUCCGAUCGUUGGGCCCUCUGCAUCAACCUCUACUGAAGUUCAGCCUAUUGUGCCGAACAAUGAACCCUCUAACACUUUGACUGAAGCUUCCUCAAAUGGUGCUCAGAAUGUUGGGGGUUCUUCUCAGAAUGAUGAAGGAUCUCCUCCCGCCCGAGCUGGCGUUUCAGAGAAGAGCUUGUGAAAAGGACCCAUGCCUAAAGGUAGUCAUGAUCAAAGUGACCUCCCUCCAGCACGAAGGGCCCGAACAUCUUUCAGGGUUACCAACUCUGUCCCUUCUCCUCAACUAUCCAUUCCAGAGGGUGAAUCGGCUAGAACCUCCGGCUCUUCACCAACAGUGACCCCAUGGCAUCCCUUGUUCAGUCGUGAGGAUGGGUCAGUUAUUGCCCCCACAAACUCUUUGUUCAAAGACCCAGUCACAUCAUUUGCCUUCUAUAGGGGUCUUUGGACCCCCAAAGAUAUUGAGGUUCUGAACAAGAUGACCUUCAAUGAAAUGUAUCAGCGCUUCCCAGCAGCUGUUGUUGAGAACACCUUUGCCUUUGUACAGACUCUAUUUGGGAUGUUCACUUUCUAAAAGAGUAUUGAGACCUUGAACAAAAAGAUGAAAUCCCUCUCAGCUGGCCUUAAAAGAUCUGUUGACUCAGAGAGGAUAACCGAGGACAAAAACGCAGAGCUGCUGGUUAAGCUGAACGAGUCAGAGAAGGAGAUGGACGCUCUGAGUGAUUUCCUAGAAAAGGCUUGUAAACAAGCUUGUUGAAAAUCUCUGGACACAUAAAGGACGCCCCUUGUCAUCAA
Molecule: messenger RNA, 2077 nt
Organism: Cornus florida
Lineage: Eukaryota; Viridiplantae; Streptophyta; Magnoliopsida; Cornales; Cornaceae
Exons: 2
Coding region: 1476-1856 (126 amino acids)
Source: RefSeq, a predicted model, not a curated record